AUGAUCGUAAUAAUAACCGCUAGAAAAUACGGUUUUAACCGUCCACUCUCGUCUCUUUCCACCAGUUCUCUUCCUUCCAUUCUCCUCCCUUCAUCCCUUUCUUUUUGCCCCACACACCAAAAAAACCUUCACGAUUUUCCUUUCUUUCCCUCAUUCAUUCUCAUCACUCUCGUUUCCCUCAUUCUUGUCUAUUCUAAUUUCCUUCCAGUUUUUUCUUUGCAGAAAGUUUUGGUUUAUCACUGCCAUGCCAUACUUUUCUUCCUCCACUGUUGUCUUCAUUUUAUUCAAAGUCAUAUGACCACUUCUCCCUUCUCUUCUAGGAAGCCCUCACACAACUCUUGCAGCAUCAGAUUAGUGGAUCUGGAUGUGAUGUCUCAUAAUCAUGGUGAGGAAGCUUGGAUUUGUCUUCAAGCUUACAGGGAAGGCGUAAAAUUCAAGAACAUCUCCAAUCAAAAUAAGAUCGUCGAGCUUCACCAAGAAGAAGAGCGUUCCAGACCUCAUGCCACAAGGCUCAUAUUGAUGUGGAACUUGAGCUUGUAAGUAUUAAAUUCGCACUUAUUGUCUUCUAGUUGAUUAUGUGUUAGUGAUGUAGACCUUAGACUUCAAAACUAAUAGAACUUUUAUUGUGGAGACUUGGAUUGCAUACAUCAUCAAUACUCUCAUGAUUAGUUCCAUAUUCAUUUUCUUGUUAUUAGUUUAAUAUAUGAUUUAUGAUAGAGAGAAUUAUUGAGUAUAGAGGGAAUUGAAAUUGAGAUAUAAAAGAGAGGAUAGACUAAAAUAUAAAUCACUCCUCUCAUGUUUGGAAUUUGGAAUUAUAAGAAAUGAGUAAAAAUGAUGAGUUAUGGUAUGAUGGAAGAUGUGGCUGUAAUUGGAGGGAAAUGGUGUGCAAUUUGUUUAUGAUGGGAAUGCUAUGCUUAUGGGUUAUCUUAGAUCUUUGGGUCUUACAUGUUUUACCAUUAUCAUUUUCUUUUCCCUGUGCUGCAUUUCUUAUUCUCCUACCUUUUGUUCUUUAUCAAGGAAAGGUACUAUGUUAUUUUUAUUUUUUUAGUUUUUAUGUUCUAUUAUGAGAUGGGAUUAUGUGAAAUUUUUAUUGAGGUUUAUAUGUAUUUUGCAUGAGUAAAUGGCCUCAAAAACUUACUUUUAAGUUGUUUGUAAAGUUUCUCCUUCUUGAUCUUGGAGGGUAAGGUAAUUUUAGAGAAUUUGUAAGACCUUGUGCUAAUCCCCUUAAUAAGAGUAAGUCUUAUCGUA
This is a messenger RNA of Cicer arietinum (chickpea), 1248 nucleotides long. The record is from RefSeq and is a predicted model, not a curated record. Lineage: Eukaryota; Viridiplantae; Streptophyta; Magnoliopsida; Fabales; Fabaceae.